Messenger RNA from Morus notabilis, 813 nucleotides. RefSeq names its product cysteine-rich repeat secretory protein 55. The transcript is spliced from 2 exons. Bases 1 to 813 code for a protein of 270 amino acids. The record is from RefSeq and is a predicted model, not a curated record. NCBI's taxonomy places the organism in Eukaryota, Viridiplantae, Streptophyta, Magnoliopsida, Rosales, Moraceae.
AUGCAGUGUUCAGAAGCCGAUGAUUCUGCGGCCGAUACGACAUUCCAGACCAGUCUCGGAAGCCUGUUGGAUUCCCUUCUUGCCAAUGGGCCUCUUGAGAAAGGCUUCUACAAAACCAAAGUUGGGAAGAAGUCGAACCGAGUCUAUGGUAUUGUGCAGUGUAGAGGAGACAUUUCCGCUCAUGCUUGCGCUAAAUGCACAAAGAACUCCACCAUAGCAGCCUUGGAUCAGUGUCCAAAGAGCAAGGAGGUUUUAGUUUGGUUCCGGUGGUGUUUUCUUCGCUAUUCGGAUCAUGAUUUCUUUGGUGUUAUGGAUAAAACCUCGUUUGCUCUGAGCAAUGAUACCGAUUUUGAUGACUCGUCAGUGGUUUCGAAAGGACUAGACUUCAUGAGUGGACUAACAUUAACUGCUCAAAAGCAGUCUCUGGUCUUCCAAAUUGGUGUUUUGGAUGUUGGCACAAGUGGUAAGAGGUAUGGUAUGGUUCAAUGCAAUCGGGACAUCAGCAGGACAGACUGUGGAAAGUGCCUGCAAGCUCAACUAUCGGAUUUUAGGACAACAAUCGGAAAUAAACGAGGUUGGGAAGUUUAUGGUUCUAGUUGCUUUAUGUGGUACCAUGACUAUGAGUUUUACUUCAACAUUUCAACCACUGCAAGUGAAGAAGCUGAGGAAGACUUCAACCUGCGAUCUUCAGAGGUUGUUGAACUCGUCGAAAGGGCAGCGAAUGUGUUCUGCCGGGGCUUUUGGGGAUUAACGAGAGCCGAAAUGACGAGCACAAUCUUGCAUUUGGAAGCAAAUGCCAUAGUUCCAUAUUGA